AAACCGCCCAAAACAGAGCGGCAACGUGCAGAGAAACCGAAACUCAUCCCAAAACCCCAUUGCUUCGCCCGAGCUUUUGCCUCUGUAAAUUUCUUGGCCGCCAUUGAUUCAGUCACCGAGCUUCUGAGUGAGAGACUCGUCUUCUCGUAUCGGUUUCUAGAGAUUGAGAGAUGCAGAGGAGGCGAAUAAGAGCGUUGUUGGUCACGAGAAAGCUUCUAACGUGCACCAUGUGUUCAAUGGCGCUAGUUGUCGUACUCUCUGUUCCGGUCCAGGUCUUUCCUUCGUCCAGAGACGUUCCGAUCUUCUCUCGCAGUGACAGGCUCCCUACGCAUCGUGAAUUGAAAUUUCAGAGGCCGGCUCUAAAGCAAAGCUUGACACAAGAACUGGUACCACCACAUUGGUUGAGAGCCUCUCGUCCUGUUCGCAAGGCCUCAGUUUUUGAUGAUCUUUGGGAUCCUCCUUCGAAUCGUGAUUUCUUUCCCUGCACUGAGCCUAGUCUCAAUUACUCAACUCCUGGAGAGUCAAGAGGUUACCUUCUGGUUCAUGCGAAUGGAGGGCUUAAUCAGAUGCGUGCAGGGAUAUGUGACAUGGUAGCUAUAGCUCGUAUAAUUAAUGCAACCCUUGUAAUUCCCGAACUUGACAAACACUCAUUUUGGAAGGACUCUAGCAACUUCUCAGAUAUUUUUGAUCAAGAUCAUUUUAUUAAUGCUCUUUCCAAUGAUGUAAAAGUCAUUAAGAAGCUUCCCAAGGUGUUAGCUACCGCUACAAGAGUAGUUAAGCAUUUUAGAAGCUGGUCUGGUAUAGAUUACUACCAGGAUGAGAUAGCUAGCAUGUGGGAAGAUUAUCAGGUUAUUCGAGCAGCAAAAUCAGAUUCUCGCUUAGCAAAUAACAACCUUCCUGCUGACAUACAGAAGUUGCGAUGCCGUGCUUGUUAUGAAGCCUUACGUUUUGCACCUAAAAUUGAAGCAAUGGGAAAGCUUUUGGUGGGUCGUAUGAGGACCUAUGGUCCUUACAUUGCUUUACAUUUACGGUAUGAGAAGGAUAUGCUCUCAUUCAGUGGAUGCACACAUGAUUUGUCUCCUGCUGAAGCUGACGAGCUGAGGACGAUUAGGGAGAACACAUCUUACUGGAAAGUGAAAAACAUCAAUCCCAAGGAACAAAGAUCUAAAGGGUAUUGCCCCCUUACUCCAAAGGAGGUUGGAAUUUUUCUAAACGCUCUUGGAUACCCAUCAAAUACUACUAUAUACAUUGCAGCCGGCAAUAUAUAUGGGGGUGAUUCUCACAUGUCUGAUCUUCAAUCACGAUAUCCCUUGUUAAUGAGGAAGGAAUUGUUAUUAUCAUCUGAGGAGCUUGCACCUUUUAUCCAUCACGCAUCUCAGAUGGCUGCUCUAGACUACAUUGUAUCUGUUGAAAGUGAUGUAUUUAUGUCCUCAUAUUCUGGAAACAUGGCUAGGGCAGUCGAAGGUCACCGCCGUUUCCUUGGACAUAGGAGGACAAUAUCACCAGACAGGAAAGUCCUCGUUCGCCUGUUUGACAAACUGGAACGAGGAACCAUGAAAGAGGGGGAUAAUUUAGCCAGCCGAAUUAUUGAAUUACACAAGAGAAGGCAAGGUUCUGCAAGGAAAAGAAAAGGCCCCAUUUCAGGAAGUAAGGGAAUGGAAAGGUUCCGUUCAGAAGAAGCGUUUUAUGUUAAUCCUUUGCCCGAUUGUCUAUGUCAGAGAGAAAAAUCAAAUUCACAAACAUCUUUCAUUCGCAGAUGAAAGUUUUUGAUGUAUGGGUGUGAAUAGAAGGCAUUGCGGAUGGCAGAGUGUGUGUAUAUCACGAGAAUACAGGCAGCAGUUGAGGGUUAGAAAAUUGAAGAAAGGAUACUGCAGGAUGCGGAUUGGUCAGAAAAAUAUUCUAAGUGCUGGUCGGUCAACAUCUACUUGUUGACUACAACAAAAGAGAGAUGCAUUAUUUUUCAAAAUUUUUGUCAGUGAUCAGCAACUUAGAUUUCAAUGAUAACAUUGAAUGUUAUCUGAUAAAGUUACAUUACAUUUUCCUUUCUACUUUAAUAGCCUUGUAAUUUACAUAAAUAGACAUUUAUAUAAUCAAUAAAGUGCUUCAGUUUUUUUUCUU
This is a messenger RNA of Momordica charantia (bitter melon), 2118 nucleotides long. Its product is annotated as O-fucosyltransferase 7. The record is from RefSeq and is a predicted model, not a curated record. Lineage: Eukaryota; Viridiplantae; Streptophyta; Magnoliopsida; Cucurbitales; Cucurbitaceae. Gene Ontology annotation, cellular component: cytoplasm.